Molecule: messenger RNA, 2879 nt
Organism: Telopea speciosissima
Lineage: Eukaryota; Viridiplantae; Streptophyta; Magnoliopsida; Proteales; Proteaceae
Product: two-component response regulator ARR2-like
Exons: 6
Coding region: 230-2323 (697 amino acids)
Biological process (GO): phosphorelay signal transduction system; cytokinin-activated signaling pathway
Molecular function (GO): DNA binding; DNA-binding transcription factor activity
Source: RefSeq, a predicted model, not a curated record
AAUUUGGAAUUGGAAUCGGGUUUUUUUGUUUUUCGGAUGUGUAGUCGUUUAAUCGAGAAAGAAGAAGGAAGAAAGUGAAUAGUUGGGUUGGUGUUCUAGAAUUGAUUGAUGCUUCAACCAAUGAAUAUGGAUAAGUUCAGUUUUACACUUUUAAUGGCUAUUUGGAUGUAAUCAAGAAUCAAGAAAGAGAAGAAAGAAGAAAGUUUGAGAGUGGUUUCGACCGAUAAACAUGGAUAGGUCUAUGUCGUCAGCGAGUUCAACGGCUACACGGAAGGUCGGUGAUAGGGUUCCUGAUCAGUUCCCGGCUGGCCUUCGGGUUUUGGUUGUUGAUGAUGAUCCAACUUGUCUUAAAAUUCUGGAGAAAAUGCUUCGGAAUUGCCUCUAUGAAGUAACCACAUGUAAUCAGGCCAUGGUUGCAUUGUCUAUGCUUCGAGAGAGUAAAUCUGGGUUCGAUAUUGUUCUAAGUGAUGUCCACAUGCCAGACAUGAAUGGAUUUAAGCUCCUUGAGCACAUUGGGCUGGAGAUGGACUUGCCUGUUAUAAUGAUGUCAGCUGAUGAUGGAAAAGAUGUUGUUAUGAAGGGUGUCACUCAUGGUGCAUGCGAUUACCUGAUCAAACCAGUUCGGAUUGAGGCAAUCAAAAACCUAUGGCAGCAUGUAGUUCGGAAGAGGAGGAAUGAAUUGAAGGACUUUGAGCAAUCAGGGAGUGUGGAAGAUGGUGACCGAUCCCAAAAGACAUCUGAUGAUGUAGACUAUGCAUCCUCAGUGAACGAAGGGAGCUGGAAGAGCUCCAAGAAGAGGAAAGAUGAUGAAGAUGAAGGGGAGGAAAGGGAUGAUACUUCAACAUUGAAGAAGCCAAGGGUCGUCUGGUCCGUUGAGCUCCAUCAACAGUUUGUUGUUGCUGUGAAACAACUGGGAAUUGACAAGGCUGUUCCUAAGAAAAUUCUGGAGCUAAUGAAUGUCCCUGGGCUCACUAGAGAAAAUGUUGCCAGCCACCUUCAGAAAUAUCGUUUGUACCUUAGAAGGUUAAGUGAAGUAUCACAGCAUCAGAGUGGAGUAAAUACAUCUUUCAUGAGUCCACAAGAAGCAAAUUUCAGGUCAAUUUCUUCAUUUGAUGGGAUCGAUCUCCAAGCCCUUGCUGCUGUCUCAGGUCAACUCCCACCUCAGAGUCUUGCCUCACUACAGGCAGGACUUGGGAGGACAACAGCAACCUCAGGUGUAACCAUGCCUACUGUUGAUCAGAGAAACAUAUUUAGUCCUGAAAUAUCAAAGUUAAGAUUUGGAUCUGGGCAACAAUUAAGCAACAGCGGUAAGCAGGUGAACCUACUGCCGGGACUCCCAACCAGCAUGGAACCAAAACAGCUACCUCAUCCACACCAGUCAGUCCAGUCAUUUGGUAGUGUUGGUAUGCAAGUCAGUGAGGGAACCUCAACCUUUCUAAACAUGCCGACAUCUCUCAGAACGACCUUGUCAAAUGGUAUGCAUGGUGUACAUGGCAACCAUAGCAGUCCUUUAAUGAUGCAGAUGGGUCAAACCCCAUUGAGGGUUCAGUCAUUGAAUGAGAUAGUAGGUGGUCAUGCUUCUAGGAUUCCACCAACCGUAGGGCAACAAAUAUUCUCAAAUGAGAGUUCCAGUCAGGUCUUGAACAGAAAUAGGAACAUUAUAAAUGGUAGAAGUGCAGCAUGCAACCCUAUUUCCCAAGUCUCGUCAGUGGUUGAUUUUUCAAUGAACCACAUGACAGAACUGCCUGGAAAUAGUUUUCCUCUUUCUAGUGCUCCCGAGGUAUCUACUCUCGCAUCUACAGGGAUGUUUCAAGAAGGGGGAAACAUGGGAUUAAAAGGAUCAAGAGGCUUUGCUCCUAGUUAUGAUAUAUUUAAUGAGCUACACCAGCCCAAAUCCCAAGACUGGGAAUUACAGAGUGUGGGUCUAAAUUUUGAUGCAUCUCAACAUCUCAAUUCCAUCAUUCAGAGCAACACAGACCAUGCACAAUCGGUUAUGGGGUGUCAAGGGUUUGCUUCUAGCUUGAAGAAUGGACAGAACAUGAAUAUGCAUGUUGUUGGCAAUGCCUUCGUAUCAUCUGGAGAAGCAAAUGAACAUGGGAACAAAGAAAACAGUGCACAAAGGCCUAACAAUCCUCUGGUGGACAAUUCAUUUAGAGUAAAGUCUGAAGUACUACCUGAUUUGAGCUGUGAGACACUGUUUAUUCCCGAUCACUUUGGUCAGGAUGACCUCAUGAGUGCACUUCUCAAACAGCAGCAAGGAGUUGGGCCGGUUGAAAGCGAGUAUAACCUUGAUGGAUAUUCCAUGGACAACAUUCCAGUGUAGAUGACCCAAUUAUUUCCAUGGACAAUGGUAGCAGUGCUGAUCCACAGAUCUGGGUUGCUAUGAUUUUGUUAGUCUAGUUCUGUUGUGAGUUCAAAGAAUCAAGUUACAUCAGACAAAAAUAUGGUGGAGCAUGAAGUUUUAUCUGUUGUGGAUCCAAUGUCCUGAAUGUAGGAAACAACUGCAUGAUAUAGAAAGGUGGUGUACAUGCAAAAUUUUGACUGGUUUUAGUAUCUCAAGCUAACAAGUAAGAUCUAGUGUUAGAGAGAGGGUUAUGAAGUUCAGUAUCGGUUCAAAUGAUGGUAGUUUAGAAAUUAAGAUUCCAAGGCCUCGACAUCCUGGUGGAGAUGGAGAUCUUUUCUAACUCAAAUAACACUUCAGGUUUGCUCUUUAGGAAUUGAGUUGAUGUACAGAUUCCGUUUGAUUGCUCAAGGCAUGAAUUUGAAUUUUCUAUGUAGUUUAUUUUCUUGUAUUUAGUACUGUACUGGGGGACUUCAGUUUUUUGAGUUAACGCUGUUGAUGACUUCUACUCGUCUAAUAAUGUGUUUGUUCAUUUAGA